UGCAAAGAUUAUUUUACAACUUGUUAAGAUACUAGUAUUUUCAUGUUUUUACUAUUGUUCCUGGAUAGACUUGGAAGAUGUCGUCUUAUGUAAUGUUCCUUCUUUUGGUUUCUGUGGUUAUUGGCAGACCAUCUGUAGAAAAAAGACAGACUUCCAACACUAAUCCACAACUUUCACCAAACCAGUUUAUAAAUCCAAACUUUACAUCCAGUGGAACCAAUUUUCAACCACAGCAAUUCAUGAAUCCUUCAUUUCAACAGAAUGGCAACAACACCAACCCAAACUUCAUGCCAAGUUUCAUCGAUCCUUCACAGUUCUUUAAAGGGACCGGGGGUACCGGUGGUGCUGGUUCAUCUAGGAACAGUUCAUCUACUUCCGGUGGAAAUUUUACUCCUCAACAGUUUACCAAUCCAUUCAGUUCUGGUGGAAAUAGUUCCAGUUUUAGCUUCAUUGAUCCCGGAAAGUUUAUCGGGAAAAGGACAUUUAAGUGA
This is a messenger RNA of Mytilus trossulus (common blue mussel), 491 nucleotides long. RefSeq lists its product as uncharacterized. The transcript is spliced from 2 exons. The record is from RefSeq and is a predicted model, not a curated record. NCBI's taxonomy places the organism in Eukaryota, Metazoa, Mollusca, Bivalvia, Mytilida, Mytilidae. Bases 78 to 491 code for a protein of 137 amino acids.